AUGCAGAAAGAUACAAGUGAUUCGGAUGAUUUUAUUUUAUUUGAUUGCUGCAUAUGCCAUAAUGAAUUGCAGGACACGCAACUGUGUCCCCACUGUUCUAAACUUUUUUGUAAAGAAUGCAUCACUACCUGGUUAACGAAGGAAGCAAGCUGCCCAUGUUGUCGAGCCGAUCUGGCUACUGAAAACUUGGUCAAGGCAUGCACGUUUACCCAAAUACAGAAAGCUUUCGAGCGGCAUACCAGCAACGGUCGCAAUCGCUGCGACAAGCACAAAUCGCACGACCUGUCGCUUUUCUGUAAUGCAUGUGAAGAGUGCAUUUGUACAAGCUGCUGGUUCCUGGAGCCACAUGUGGAACAUCGGGAUCAAGCAGUUCCGGUUGAACAAGCAUGUAAGGCCUACCAGGAUAAUUUGAAAUGUGAUCUGCAGUGGCUGGUUGACCGAAUCCAACAGCACCAUACCGUUGAAAAAGUGACUCAAGCUAACAUAGAGCAGCUGACGAAUGAAAAAGCACGCGCCACAAAAAUGCUCGAGUCUAUGAUGACCGAAAGUUCGGAGCAUUUUCAGGCACAAAUUGAAAAGCAGCAGGAGUUAUUAGACAUGAUGAGAGUGGCUGAGGGUGAUACUACCAAACUUCGAGAUACGUUGGAAUGCUUGCUCGAGGGGAAGACUGACGCGACGACUUUGAUUAAUCUAAAAAAUGUUGGAAAUAGUGUCGGCUCCCUUCGCGAAGAGCCGGACCUGGAGGCCAGGCUGGUAAAUCCUUUGUAUAAAAAUGCCGUUCUACCGGAGCCAACGGUUCUCUUAUUUCGUAUGGAGAAAUUCAACGAAACUAUUGGCCAGUACAAAUUCUACGAAUCACUUCCCCAAACUUGCUGCGGUUUCGAAUGGAGGCUCAAACUGGCCUAUGAUGAGAAUAAAGAACUUCGCUGCGACCUUCGAUUGGUAAAGGGAAUCCCUGGUGAGUAUGGGGUAACGUUUAUUGAACAACCCGAACGAAAACUUCGAUUUGAGUUAGACACUGCCGUACAGGUGGGUACGUUCGACACGGCCAUCACGAAUGAUGUAGUAGAGGUUCGAAUUCUUGUCCAGCAGGCUGAGACUUAUGCCGACAAGUGUGCACAGCUCGAGGAGUAUGUGAAACAGCUGGAAAAGAAAGCUGCUGAAAACGAAGAUUUUCUCCGAUAUUUGGGGGAAUAUCAGAGCAAAUGUGGCUCUGGAUUUUCUUAGACGGACCUUUUUUUUAAAACAUUUUAGCUACAGACGAAAAAGAGAAAGAAAAAUGGUUUAAUCAAAAUGAAUUAUUAACAUUUUUGAACUCACUCGACUAAUCAGGAUAAUAAA
Molecule: messenger RNA, 1341 nt
Organism: Topomyia yanbarensis
Lineage: Eukaryota; Metazoa; Arthropoda; Insecta; Diptera; Culicidae
Product: E3 ubiquitin-protein ligase TRIM37-like
Exons: 4
Coding region: 1-1227 (408 amino acids)
Biological process (GO): protein autoubiquitination; negative regulation of centriole replication
Cellular component (GO): peroxisome; aggresome
Molecular function (GO): ubiquitin protein ligase binding; tumor necrosis factor receptor binding; zinc ion binding
Source: RefSeq, a predicted model, not a curated record